AUGAAAACCCACUACGUUGUAAUAAGUGACGAACAUUCUAAAUUAUUUGGUCAUCGAAUAUUAAAUUCUCAACUUUCUCUUUAUCUUGGAUUGGUCCAAUUACUUGUUUGUAUUUGGGCACUUUCCCAACAUAUUUGGGCUAUGUUUACCUUAAAAGAAAUUUUACAUUGUGAUUUUUCUGAUAAUUCAACACUCCCUCCAAUGUUUACGAGAGUUGAUGCGAUUAUUUAUGAUAUUGGCCUUUUUCAUCACCUUUGGGGUAUUACUGGGUGUGUUGCUCAACAUUUGGAUGGGGGAUAUGGUCGUUUUUGUUGGUGUAUAGCCCAUAUAUUAGCUUUACUUGUUUGUUUACCUUUUGCUUUUUCAUCACGUCCCCGUCCGUAUUUCUUAUGGCCUUUAUUAAUACAACAAAGUGCUUACGGGGUUGGGAUGCUUAUUUUGAGUUUGGCUGCAUUCCCCAAAGCUGCUCAAUUAAUUGGGGAUUUACAAAAUGCUCCAAUACGCCCUUUAAUUUUUUAUACUUUUGGAACUUUAAUGAAUUUCUUUUUGCUUUAUGUUUACUGGCAUUGGUAUUGGCAUGUAGAAACCCUUUGGAAUUCUGCCCGUAAAUUAAAAAGAGGAGAAACUUUAAAUAAAAAUAAUAAUCGAAGACCUUUUCGACGUGCUUCCCCUGUCGGAGAAAAUAUAUUAGUAAAUAAUGGAAAUUUAUAUUCUAAUAGUAUUUCAACACAACAAGGAAUGCCUCAAAUAUUAAAUGGAAAUUUAAAUAAUGGAGAUGAAAAUAAAAAACAGACAAGCGUUUCUAUAUUAAAUGGAAAUCACACAAUAACUUUACCUAUUACAAAAAUUCAACAACAAAAACCGCCCAAAAUUUCACAAAAUAAUCAUCAGAAUCAUUCAAAGAAAAAUCAGAAUAAUUUGUCUUUUGAUUCUGACAUUUCUUUGCCUAGUACUGUUAGUACAACAUCAACAAUAGCACAACAACAACAACAAUUACCCUUUUCUGAAUUAUUUUCUACUCAACAACCUUAUUCAAAGAAAUAUUAUUCAUUAUCAUCUUCCUCCUUACCUCCAUUAAUUUCUUCAGCACCUUCAAAUAAAAAUCAACAACAACAACAACAAAAUCGUCGUUUAACAGCAACAGAAACCCAAUUUUAUUUAAAUAAACAAAAUAUCCAAUUACCUCCAAGAGUUUUACAUUUACGUAAACAAGAACGUUUUGGACUUCCAAAAGCUAAAAAUUCCUUAGAAGAAAAUUUUUGUAAUAAUAAAUUUCGAGAAAAAAGUAUUAGAAGAGCAAGUAGUGGAAAUUACAAUAAUGAUAUAUUACAGAGACAAUAUGGGGUAGAUAAUGAAGUAAAUAAUGAGAAAAAUUUAUUAACAAGAACUUCACUUCCCAACGGAGAUUUAUUAAUUGAAAAUAUUAAUAAAAAUUCAAAAAAUUCUUCAAAUUUAAUUCAAACUGGACAAAAACAAUUAAAUAAAAUUAAACUUCCAACACAAAAAAUUUAUGAAAUAAAUUAUGGACAAAAAAGAAGAAAAGAUUUUGAAAUUAAUGGAAAAAGAAUAUCUUCACAAUUACCUUUAAAUGGUUAA
This is a messenger RNA of Meloidogyne enterolobii, 1596 nucleotides long. The record is from the annotation of a GenBank genome assembly. NCBI's taxonomy places the organism in Eukaryota, Metazoa, Nematoda, Chromadorea, Rhabditida, Meloidogynidae.